This is a messenger RNA of Arvicola amphibius (Eurasian water vole), 873 nucleotides long. It is a transcript of the gene Gsg1l2, whose product is annotated as GSG1 like 2. The transcript is spliced from 5 exons. Gene Ontology annotation, cellular component: plasma membrane. The record is from RefSeq and is a predicted model, not a curated record. Bases 1 to 873 code for a protein of 290 amino acids. Lineage: Eukaryota; Metazoa; Chordata; Mammalia; Rodentia; Cricetidae.
AUGGACAGGGCGAGGUGGCAGCGGGUACUGACCCUCCUCCCCAUCUGCCUGGCUCUUGUCUUCUCCCUCACAGCCAUGGGCAGCAGCCACUGGUGUGAGGGGAUCCGGCGGAUGACCAAACCACUGUGCCAGGACCCGCUGGGGGGAGGGAACUGCAUUCAGGUCAGCCAGGCCAGCAACAGCACCGGCAGGGGACACGAUGACAGCCAGACUGUCCAGUACAUCUGGGAGACAGGCGAUGACAAAUUCAUCCUGCUCAGGUUCCAUGCAGGGCUCUGGCAGUCCUGUGAGGAAAGCCUCAACGGCACAGGCGAGCAAUGCAGGUGCUUCCUGGGGGUGGUGCCCACCGAGGCACAAGGUGUUUUGUGGCUCUCCAUUGGGGCUGAAGUUUUGGAUAUCUUCCUGAUACUGACAGGUGUCAUCUUCCUGGGCUGCAGUGUGAGUCAUUGCCAUUCUGGAUGCAACUGGCUCAAGGUGGAUGCCUCGGUGGCCAUCCUCAUGGUGCUGGCAGGACUCCUGGGUAUGGUGGCCCACAUGAUGUACACAACUAGUUUUCAAAUCACUGUGAACCUGGGGCCAGAAGAUUGGCGGCCUCAGACAUGGGACUACGGCUGGUCCUAUUGCCUCGCCUGGGGAUCUUUCGCCCUCUGUAUGGCUGUGUCAGUGGCGACCAUGAGCAGAUACACCGUCACCCGGGCAAAGAAGCCAAAGGCACAGAAAUGCGGUCCAUACCCUCAGCACAACAUCCCACAGCCUGAAGCUUCACAGCAGGUUUGGCAAACAGGAGCUGCUCCUCGCCCCGUGGGACAAGUCUUCGUGAAUGUUCUUGGACACCCUCCCCCAACUAGAGGAGGCAAAGUGUCCAUGUGCUAG